CUCCUUUUUCCUCCUGGGUUGGGGUCUGUCUGAGUCCCAUCGGGGGCGGGGAGUGGGCCGGACGGAGUUGACGUGUUUGUGGCCCCGGCGCUGCUGUGUCUCCGCUCGGCAGCGGGAUGUGAGUCGGAUCCACUGGAGCCAGCUCCCGGGGAACCGCUGUGUUUCUCAGCGAGCGGCACGGCGGCAUCUCGCGGAGAAAGGUGGCCGGAUUUGGAUUUUAAAGAGAUUCCCUGAAGAAAGAAGGCGGGAGUAACGUCGAAUGGGAUUAUGGAUUCAGUGAGGAGGCCACUAGGCAAGUGCCGAGGUGUCUUUCGGUGGCUUCAUGUGAUGUUGGGAAUCCUAGUUGGAUGGUCUGUGGCAGGAUCAAGCGAACCUCUGGUUCUUCGUAUUGAUGAAGAACAGCCACCUUUCAGUAUCAUCGGUGAUAUAAAUGCAGGGCUUCCACCUGGUCACAUAACCAGCAGUUUCUUUACACAUGAGACCGAUGGCACCGGUAUGUCUUCUGACUUAAUCAUUGAUGAAACAACAGGGAUUAUUAAGACUGCCAGGGUGUUGGAUCGUGAGUCUCGGGAUAAGUACAAGUUUGUUGCGGUGAAUUUGGGAGGUGAUACAGUUGAGGUGGUGAUAUUAGUCAAUGAUAUAAAUGACAAUGCUCCAGUCUUUCCCACCAGUCAGAUGCGACUUAAAAUACCUGAGCAAACACCUGUGGGAACACGAUUCCGCCUAGAUUCAGCUAUUGAUGCAGAUGGGGGUCAAUUUAGCACACAGGGAUAUCUUAUACAAGAUGGAAAUGUUGGGCAAUCCUUUAGGCUGGAAACUAAAAGGCUAACAGAAACAUUAGACCUGGAACUUGUGGUCAAUAGUCCUCUGGACAGGGAAGAGAGAUCCACUUACACCUUGGUAAUUGAAGCUUUUGAUGGUGGAACUCCACGCAAAACAAGUCAGAUGACUUUGUACAUCUCUAUUUUGGAUGUUAAUGACAAUGCGCCAGUGUUUAAUCAGACUCGAUACCAUGCCAUAAUCUCCGAAAAUUUACAGCCUGGAACCAGCUUUCUCCAGGUGUUUGCCACUGACAUAGAUGAAGGAAAUAAUGGUGUGGUUAUUUAUGAGAUCAACAGGAGGCAGAGUGAUCCCAGCCAGUACUUUGCCAUAGAUUCAAAGACUGGUGUAAUCAAAUUAAAUAAAGGAUUGGAUUAUGAAAUGAAGAAAGUCCACGAGCUGGUGGUCCAAGCUCGAGACAAUGCCUCACAGCCUGAAGUAACAACAGCAUUUGUUACUGUUCAGGUCAAGGAUUACAAUGACAACCAACCCACUCUUACUAUCAUCUUUCUCAGUGAAGAUGGAUCACCUCACAUCUCAGAGGGAGCUCAGCCUGGCCAAUUUGUGGCCAGAAUCUCAGUGUCUGAUCCUGAUUAUGGAGAAUAUGCCAAAGUCAAUGUGUCUUUGGAAGGUGGUGAUGGUAAAUUUGGACUGACUACCAAGGACAAUAUUAUUUAUUUGAUAUGUGUCGACCAGAUGUUAGAUCGAGAGGAGAAGGAUAGUUACCAACUCAGUGUUACAGCAACUGACUCUGGAACACCACCUCUGAGGGCAGAAUCCACAUUCACCAUUCAUGUAACUGAUGUUAAUGAUAAUCCACCGGUUUUUGACCGUUCAGGGUACAGACACUCCAUUCCAGAGGUUCUAUACCCUGGGAGCUUUGUGCUACAAGUAACAGCAAGAGAUAAAGAUGAAGGUGCUAAUGGUGACAUUGUGUACAGCAUCGUUAAUAGCCCAGAAUCUCAUUCUGAUUGGUUCACCAUUGAUCGGGCUACUGGAGUGAUUACUACAGCAUCAGCACUGGAUUACGAGGCAGAUCCAGCUCCCAUGUUGACGGUGGUGGCGACUGAUCGAGGAAACAAGCCCAUGUCUUCCUCCGUUACUGUCACCAUAGCGAUCCAGGAUGUGAAUGAUAAUGAGCCUGUAUUCAGCAAAAACUUCUAUAAUGUAUCAAUCAAGGAAAAUGAACCAGCUGGGACCUGCUUCCUCCAGAUCUCUGCCACCGAUGCUGACAGUGGAAGUUUUGGAAGUGUUACGUAUUCCAUUGAUUCUGGAAUUGGCAGCUUGCCACCCACUCAGUUCACCAUCGACCAACACACGGGUCAAAUCUGCACCUCAGGAGCCUUAGACAGGGACAAUGAGCCUGACCACUAUGAAUUCACAGUGACCGCUGUUGAUGGGGGUGGCCUGAACUCCAUGGCCUAUGUCAAAGUUUACCUGGAUGAUAUCAAUGACAACAGGCCAGUGUUCUACCCCGUGCAGUAUGCAGCAAGCCUCAGCACCCAGAGUCUGCCGGGAACAGUGGUGCUCAAAGUCUUUGCUUACGACAAGGAUGGAGGACGGAAUGGAAAGCUGACGUAUCAGAUCGUUGCAGGCAACUUGCCUCCCCUGUUCACCCUCGACAGAGACACAGGAGUUAUUUCACUUGCAUCUUCACUGCGCUCUGGAGGAGACUCAGUGCAGCGUCUGGUCAUCUCCGCCCAGGAUGCAGGUGGGCUCUCUUCUCUGGUCAAUGCCAUCGUAAACAUCAGCAUCGUCUCGGGUUCCAUCUCACCACCGCUCUUUGAGCAAGCUCAGUACUUCUUCACCGUGCCUGAGGACCUGAGAGGUGGCUCCCCAGUCGGCCGUGUUCGCGCUUCAAACUCUCCAGGUCAUUCUGAUGCUGUCUUUUAUACCAUUUCCUCUGGAGACCCCAAUGGCUACUUUGUGAUUGAUCGCAGCUCAGGGUUGAUUACGACUAACAUCCCUCUGGAUCAUGAGUCUCAUCCUGUUGUAAUACUGGAUGUCCAGGCACACAGUGGCUCUCCGCCCGCCUACAGUGGCACCAAGGUCAAGAUCAUGGUUUCUGAUGUCAAUGACAACACGCCAAAAUUUCCAACCUCUUCUAAGUCUAUUCUUGUGCCAGAAAACACGGAGAUUGGUUCUAUCAUCUACACGGCCAGUGCAGAGGACCAGGACAGUGGGGCAAAUGGCCAAGUACAGUUUGACCUCAUCUCAGGCUUGGAGAAGACUUUCAGCAUUGAUCGAACUUCUGGCAAGCUCCGUCUGAUCGGAGCCUUGAGCUACGAGACGUUAGCACGCUAUGAGCUGGAGAUUGUGGCCAAGGACAGCGGUGCUCCCCAGCUCAGCUCCACAUUUACUCUCGUUGUUCAUGUGCAGGACCAGAGUGACACUGCCCCAAUCUUUGAUACUUUGACUUAUCGGGUCGAGGUGAAAGAGGGAACACCUAUUAAUCGCCACUUCCUCCAGGUGCGCGCAUUAAGCCAGGACACCAGAGGAGGCCACAUCACCUACCACUUGCAUCCUGAUGAAGAUUCUGCCAACUUUGGGAUUGUCUCAGAGAGUGGCUGGUUGUUUGUGAAGAGUGUUCUGGAUCGGGAAAACAAGGACCUCUUCAGCCUCACUGUCGUUGCCUCCAGCACUGAGGGUGAACAGACAAAAACAGGGACCACGAAGGUCAGAAUCUGUAUCACAGAUGAGAAUGAUAAUGUGCCAAAACUCAGCGAGGACAUUUAUUUCUUCACUGUGCAAGAGAAUGUGCCACCAGCAAUGACCAUUGGGCGUAUCUUGGCCACAGAUCGCGACCAUGGCCUCAACAGCAAGCUGACCUACAGACUGCAACCAACACACGCAAGUUUCCACAUCAAUCCACAGACUGGUGAGAUGAGCUCUGUGGUGACGUUGGACCGAGAGGGUCAGGCCAGCUACCAGUUGACAGUGGUUGUUCAGGAUGGUGGUUCACCACCACUCAGUGCCACUGCAUCUGUCUAUGUUAUGGUCUUAGAUGAGAAUGACAAUGCUCCCGUCUUCAGCAACGUGCCGGUGGGAGAGGAGCUUAUCCUUCAGAUCUUUGAAGGAAACUUAUCUGGUAAUCUAGUGAUGACCCUCCAAGCCAAAGAUCCAGAUGAAGGAGAGAAUGGGACAGUGGUGUUCUCCUUGUCAGGUUCCUGGGCCCAGAGAUUCUCUCUCCACCCAACGACUGGUGAGCUCCGAGCAGCCACUGCUCUCCACCAGCGUGACAGGCAGGAGUAUGAACUAAUGAUAUUGGCACAGGACCGUGGUCACCCUCCUCAGACCACCCCUCUCACCAUCCGCAUCCAGGUGCUAUCUUCCCCCAGUAAAUUCCCGCUAUUUGACAGUAGUGCUGUCAGCCUUCAGUCCACCGAAGGAAUGGCCCCUGGCUCUGUCAUCGGGUCAGUGGCGUCGGGUGAGCGGUCGGCAUGGCUAGACGGCCAGGUGACCUACACAGUGGUCGGGGGCACAGACCGGGAUGGCUGUUUUCUGGUCGACAGACUGGGUGGGGAGAUUUACGUGGCCCGGCAACUGGACUACGAAUCAGGCUCCCACUAUCAGCUGGAGGUGGCAGUUGAUGAUUUGAGCAGUGGUCUCCCCCACCGCUCUAUCAUCCUGGUGGACAUCGACAUCCGGGAUCUCAAUGAGUACCCUCCCAUUUUUGCUGAGGAUCCCAUCACCAUCAUCAUUAGCGAGAAUGUUGACAUUGGCACCUCCAUUUACACCUUCCACGCCAUUGAUAAGGAUGGGAGCGGCCCCAACAGUGAGGUUCAGUACUCACUGCUCCACCAGACGCCGCCAGAACCUCGGCUGCAGCUUGAGCCCAUAUCGGGGAUGCUGACGGCCACGGAGCCCAUCGAUCGGGAACUCACUGCCUCCUUCCUGCUACUGGUCCAGGCCACCGAUCAGGCUAUCAACAGCAGCCAACGCAAGUCCUCAGCAGCCACUGUCCGUGUCUUUGUAACUGACGACAAUGACAACAGCCCGCAGUUCCUGUCGCCCACUCUAGUCAGCGUGCUGGAAAAUCGGCCAGUUGGGUCAGUCGUCUCUCACAUCAUCGCUCAGGAUGCAGACCUGGGAGAGAAUGGCCGACUGACCUAUCGCAUCAGGUCAGGGCUUGGACACGCACACUUCCACCUCAGUCCAGACACAGGUGUACUGACUAUUAUUAAGGCACUGGACUGUGAAGAGCAGUGCUGGUUCAACCUAACAGUGGAGGCGUCCGAUCACGGAUCUCCUCGCCGCACCACCAGCCAACCUCUCUACAUUCAGGUUGUCGAUAUCAAUGAUGAGCUACCCAGGUUCGACCACACAGCGUACGAGGCUCAAGUCACUGAGAACCAGUCUCCAGGCAUUCUUGUUAUCCAACUACAUGCUACUGACAGAGAUCAAGGUUCCAACGGGCUGUUGAGCUACGGUGGGGUGACGGACAGCAGUUUCUCCAUUGACCCGGUCUCAGGGGUCAUUAGCACCAGCCGGACAUUGGACAGAGAGGAACAGGAUCUACAUCUGGUCACGGUUUAUGCCAAGGAUGGUGGAGUUCCUCCAAAUGUUGCUACAGUGACAAUUUGCAUCAAGGUUCAGGAUGAAAAUGACAACAGCCCACAAUUUGAUAAGGAUGUUUAUCAGCUCCAGGUCCCAGAGAACCAGAACCGCAUGAUGCUCUUCACUAUUAAGGCCACAGACAAAGAUUCUGGUGAAAAUGGCCAUGUAGAAUAUGGAAUCAUUGAGGGUGAUCCUAACGGACAUUUCAACAUGGACCGGACCAGUGGUAUCCUGUCCACAAGCUCCAGUCUGGACAGGGAAUCUGUCUCACUCUAUACUCUGACCAUUGUGGCAUGGGAUCAGGGGCACCCCCAGCGCAGCUGCUCGGCCUCGGUCUUUGUACACGUGUUAGACAUCAACGACAACACUCCCACUUUCCAGGAGUCAAGCUACGUGGCCGAGGUCGAGGAGGACAGUACAGUUGGCACAAUAGUUUUGCAGGUAUCUGCAGUUGAUGCCGAUGCAGGUCCCAAUGGAGAGGUGUUGUAUUACCUGAGUGGUGAGUCACUGGGCAUGUUCAGCAUUGACAAGACAGGGAAGGUGAGUACAACCAUGACACUGGAUCGGGAGAAGCACACCUCAUAUUCAUUCCUGGUGCGAGCCGUGGACUCCGCUUCCUCAGAUCCCAGGAGUUCCACCACCCGGGUAGAAGUUAUUGUGAAGGACGUUAAUGACAAUUCUCCGCACUUCCUCACUGACCCACUUAUCGUAAACAUCUCCAGGCACACUCCGGUGAAUGAGCUGGUAGCCACCAUGAAGGCCGAGGACAAGGAUUUUGGUGCAAACGCCUCCAUAUUCUACAGGUUCUCCACCAUGGUCCAUGGGUUCAGCAUUAACUCCUUUACUGGCGAGAUCCGCCUGCUGCAUGCAGUGAGCUCGAUGAGUCUGAGAGAGCGCACGCUCUUUGUGGUGGCCACAGACCAAGGGUCACCUGCCCGUUCAUCCACCGGAGUGGUAAUGGUGUACCUGAGGGAGGAGCGUUACCAUGGCAUCCGCUUUCGGCGCAGUAUCAGCGAUGUGGCACUGGCUGAGAAUUCUGCACCAGGCACAUCAGUGGUCAGGGUUCAAGCCCAGCAUCAGAAUGGCUCCAAUCGAGGAAUCCUCUAUAGCAUCUUCAGUGGGAACGAGAGGGGCACCUUCACUAUUCGCUCUCAUACUGGUGAUAUCUCCAUUAAGAGCUCAGCUGGGCUGGACUUUGAGGAAGCACCCCGCCUGCGCCUCGUUAUUAAGGCCGAAUCAUCAACAUCAGCCGUUUUCACCUCGGUCACACUCGUUCUGCAGGAUGUGAAUGAUAACCUGCCCCAUUUCCAACAGCAGAAUUAUGUGGCCUUUCUGUGGGAGGCUCAGGGAUACAGCACACCAAUUAUGCAGGUUUUGGCAAAAGACCUGGACCAGGGUCAGAACGGACAGGUGAUGUAUUCCAUUGCAGAGUCACCUCAGAGCGACCUCUUCCAAAUCAACCCCCUGACCGGUGACAUCAGUACCGUGGCCAUUAUGGACAGAGAGAUCUGGCCGCAGGCACAGUUGCGUCUUACAGCAACAGACCGGGGAAUACCAAGGCUAGUGGGCACAGCCACACUAUCCAUCAUCAUUCUGGACCUGAACGACAACAGCCCCACCAUCCCCGUGCCCCAUGAGGUCCAGGUGGCAGAGAAUACUGCGAUUGGCUCAGAGAUCACCAAGGUGACAGGCAACGAUGUGGACUCAGGCCCGAUGCUCACCUACAGUCUGGCAACUGAAAGCCUAGUGUUCAGCAUCAGUCGUUACCAUGGAGUUGUCUCCCUGGCAGCAGAGCUGGACUUCGAGCAGCGUACAUGGUACCUGUUGACGGUCCACUCCUCUGACUCCAAACACAGCACUGAGGCAAACAUCACCAUCCGCGUUGAAGAUAUCAAUGACAACCCCCCUGUCUUUGUGCAGGAUUUGUACCAGGUGUCGAUAUCAGAGUUCACUCCUCCUGGCACCAGCAUCAUAACAGUCACGGCAACAGACAGGGACUCUGGAACAAACGGACAGAUCCUCUACUAUCUGAUGACCUUGGAGAGUGGGCUGUUUAACAUUGACCCUCAUAAUGGGACGCUGUUCACGGUUCGGGAGUUGAACCUCGAAGUGUCCGAGGCCAUGGAAUUGGUGGUUGAAGCCCGGGACCGCGGCCUCCCCGCCCUCUCCUCACGCAGCACGGUGCGGGUCCAGUUUCUGGAUGUGAAUGACCACUGGCCAACCUUCAGCCUGCCUGAGUACCGUACGCAGGUGUCCGAGGACCUACAGCCAGGCAGCACCAUCCUCACAUUUGAGGCCACCGACCUGGACCCAUGGCUGGACAACAGCGGCCUGGACUAUACCAUCGUCAGCGGCAACACGGCCAACGUGUUCCAGGUGCACAGCUGGCUCCGGCCGCAAGGCAACUGCUGGCGGACGCUGGGCAGCAUCAUGCUGGCCGAACCGCUGGAUUUCGAGACCGUGUCCGCCUACAACCUGACCAUCGCCGCCUCGGACCGCGGGGUGCCCCGCCGCAGCCGCACCGCCUCCGCCCUCAUCAGCAUCAGCGAUGUCAACGACAACCCGCCCAUCUUCAGCCGUGCCCGCUACCAGCUGACGGUAAGCGAGGCGGCGGCCGUGGGCACCGAAAUUGGCCGGGUUUUGGCCACCGACGCCGACUCCGGCACCGUCAUCCGCUAUUCCAUCAGCUCGGGGGACAGCGGCGGACACUUCACAGUGGAUGAGCGGAGCGGGGCCGUGCGCCUGGCCCGGCCACUGGACCGGGAACUGCAAGCGCACCACCAUCUCAUCCUUCAGGCCAGCGACGGCCCCGGUCACGGCGUCCAUUUCGCCCUGGUACCGCUGUCUGUGCAGGUAACCGACGUCAACGACAACCGGCCGCAGUUCCCGGUUCACCGGCUGACCGCCAGCGUGCGAGAGAACAUGCCAGCCCGCUCACUGGUCACUACGCUCCGCGCCACGGACCUGGACUCGGGUGGUUUCGGAGAACUGCGAUACUCGCUGGUGGCGCGGCCGGGGCUGGGGGCAGAGUCCUUCACCUUAGACCCGCUCUCCGGGGAACUACGCACCCGGCGGCCCUUCGACUUCGAGCGGCUUCACUCGCUGGAUGUUCUAGCGCAGGCGGUGGACCCGGGUAACGCCUCAGCCACUGUCACGGUUCAGGUACUGGUCACCGGCGAGGACGAGUAUGAUCCAGUAUUCAGCCAACCCGCCUACAGCUUCGCCGUGCCGGAGGACGCGCCGCGAGGAUGCAGCAUCGGCCGGGUCCUGGCCACUGACGAGGACCACGGCCCGGACGGCCUAGUGCUCUACUCGCUGUUGACGCCAUCGCCCUAUUUCACGGUGAAUGGCAGCACCGGGGAGGUAUUACUGAAGGUGGACGGCCGCAGGCGGCCAGGCAGCCGGGCCCGGAGGGAGGCGCGUGCCCUCACCCUGACCAUCCAGGCGCAGGGUCCGCUGGCCGGCUCCCGCUCCGCUCACACCCAGGCCACCGUGGACAUCAGCCACACUUCGCUCGGGCUGCCGGCCGAAGUGAGCCCACUGCUAGUGGGCGCACUGGCCGCUUCGCUGGCUAUCGGCGGGAUGCUGGCGGUCAUCGGCCUGACACUGGUCAUCCUGCGGGCCAGGAGGAAGCGGAGACGCGCCGAAGGUGGCCUGCGGGAGAAAGCGCUGGAGAAGCUGGCGGCCGAGGGGACCCUGCCCGCCAGCGAGCACAUCUACCACCAGGCGCUGCCUGGCUACCCUUCCGCGCCGGCCGCCCUCGGGCCACCCUAUAGCCGUGGCGACUCCGUUGACCCAUCGCACUCGAGCGGCCGCGGCUCGGCGGAGGCGGCCGAGGACGACGAGAUCCGCAUGAUUAACGAGUACCCGCGGCUAGGAAGCGUGUCUGCACGCGGCCCCGACUCAGGCAUCCAGCAGGAUGCCGACCGUCUGUCAGACGUCUCCACUGAGCCAGCCGCCGACUGGCUGAAGCAGAAGAAGGGGCCCUCCGUGUUGUUGCCGGGGUCGGUGCCGCAGCCGGCGUUCCGGGAUCACGCAGGGGGCUUCCCGGUGGGCGGAGUGGGGCUCGGGUCCUGUCACGCCAAGGACUGCGUCUUCGCUGAAGACGGGCGCCCUUUGGCUCAGGGAUCGCUGACGGCCAUCGUAGCCAGCGAUGAGGAGCUGAGGGGCAGCUACAAUUGGGACUAUCUCCUCAACUGGUGCCCGCAGUUUCAGCCGCUCGCCAGCGUCUUCACCGAGAUCGCCCGCCUCAAGGACGAGAGCGCCCCCCGCAAACAGCUACCGGCCAAACCCAAGGCAGAUCCCAAGCCUUGCAUCGACCCUCCGCCACUUAUCACUUCGGUGGCCCAUCCGAAUGCCAUGUCUGUGCCCCCUCGGCUGGCAGUGGGGAGGAAACAGAUGCCAGCCAUGCGCCGCUCGCCCAUCACUAGCGACGCCUCCAUCGCCUCGGCGGCCAUGUCCCCGAGCUUUUCUCCCUCACUCUCCCCUCUGGCUGCACGGUCCCCGGCCGUUUCCCCCUUCGACGUCUCGCAAGGACCGUCGGCCUCGGUCAUCAGCACUGAACACUCCCUUGACACUGCCCAGGAAGCUGAGCUGCACAUCUGACCCUGCGUUUGCCCCUUGACCCUGUCACACACCAGUCACCAGGGUGGAGAGCGAGGCAACAUCAGUACUUCUCAAAACUGGGGAUAUAGCAGCAAUGUCAUUCCAGGAAACAAGUCCAGAGCAAAUCUCCAUGGAUCUGUUGAAAAAUUGUUAAUAGUUCAAACAAGUAAAAAUUGGACACAAGCUAAUCCUGAAACUGGGCUACCAGCAGACAGAAAGAAAGAGUCGGGAUAAUGUGAAUGGUGGCCUUGAAUCGAAGGAGGUGGGAAAAUAGAUGGUGUGAGUGAAGAGAGCUUCACCCCGUCUUUGAGUGUGUGAUGGGAUGGUGUAGAGGGAGCUUCACUCUGUGUCUGACCCCGGGAGUGUGUGAUGGGACGGUGUAGAGGGAGCUUCACUCUGUGUCUGACCCCUGGAGUGUGUGAUGGAAUUGUGUGUGUAUUGGGGGGUGGGGAGGAGUUUCACUCUGUGUCUGACCCUGGGAGUGUGUGAUGGGACAAUGUAGAGGGAGCUUCAAUCUGUGUCUGACCCCAAGAGUGUGUGAUGGAAUUGUGUGUGUAUUGGGGGGGGGGAGGAGUUUCACUCUGUAUAUGACCCUGGGAGUAUGUGAUGGGACAUUGUAGAGGAAGCAUCAGUCUGUGUCUCACCCCAGGAGCGUGUGAUGGGAUGGUAUGGGGGAGCUACACUCUGUGUCUGAUGCUGGGAGUGGAGUGUGUGAUGAGACCAUUUGGAGGGAGAUUCAAUCUUUGUCUGACCCAUGGGAGUGCAUGAUGGGACAGUGUAGAGGGAGUUCACUCUGUAUCUGACCCCGGGAGUGUGUGAUGGGACGGUGUGGAGGGAGAUUCACACUGUUUGACCCUGGGAGUGUGUGAUGCGAUGGUGUGGAGGGAGCUUCACUCUGUGUCUGACUCUGGGAGUAUAUGAUGCUAUGGUGUGGAGGGAGCUUCAGUCUGUGUUUGACCCAUGGGAGUGUAUGAUGGGUCAGUGCACAGGGAGCUUCACUCUGUGUCUGACCCUGGCAGUGUGUGGUGGGACCGUGUGGGGGGAGCUUCAUUCCGUGUCACAACCCCAGGGAUAUGUGAAGGGACGGUGUAGAGGGAGCUUCAAUAUGUGUCUGACCCAUGGGAGUGCAUGUUGGGACAGUGCAGAGGGAGCUUCAUUCUGUGUCUGACUCUGAGAGUGUGUGAUGGGACAGUGUGGAGGGAGCUUCACUCUGUGUCUGACUCUGGGAGUGUGUGAUGGGUCAGUUCAGUGCAGAGGGAAGUUUGCUCUGAGUCUGGGAUGGUGUGGAGGGAGCUUCAUUCUCUGUCUGAUCCCGACAGUGUGUGAAGGGAUGGUGUCAGGGGAGCUUCAUUCUGUACCUGACCCUGGGCGUGUGUGAUAUGUCAGUGGAGAGGAAGCUUCAUUCUCUGUCUGAUGCCGGCAGCGUGUGAAGGGAUGGUUCCUGGGGAGGCUUCAUUCUGUGCCUGACCCUGGGAGUGUGUGAUGGGACCAUGUGGAGGGAGAGUGAGUCUGUGUUUGACCCCAGGACAGUGCAGAAGGAGCUUCACUUUGUGUGUGGAUUUGAUGGGCCUGUUCUUGAUGAGACAGCAUAAACUAUUUGAUAUAAGUCGGAUCAAAGUAGAGAAGUUAGAGAAAGUCAGAUAAUGUUGGCAGAGUCUAGGGAUGCGGAUGGUACAAGGAGCACUCCAGGUUAAAGUCUGAGGUCAUUCUCACCAAAUGACCUUGAUGGUGGAGUGCAGUUAAUACUGGUUGGGGUCAGAGUUUCCUUUAUUUUGGGAUUAGAGUGAUUUGCCACUCUGAAUUGCUCCAAUUUAUGUAUGAAAGGGAAAUUUAUUUUUCAAUUGAACAUUAUUAAUGUGUAAUUGGCUAGCAUUUUCCUAUUGAUGGAAGAGACAGAUUACCUUCUUGUCGUGUUCUAUUUGAAUCCUCACCUCUUAAGCUCCCACCUCAACUACAAUCUACGCUAGACUGAACGCAAUCACUUUGCUCUAAGAGGAGGUUUAUGUUUGGUGAGGUUGUGAACUCUGUCCGGAGUUCCGAGUCCUGAACAUUUGUCGAGGCCACAGACUGGGAAAACAGUGGUGCUGUGAGACUGGCUUGUUAUGUGGCCGUCAGUAAUAGCAGGACCUCAUUAUGAAACAAUGUGAUUGUAUUUAUGGGCAGUCGGGGCAGCAACGAUGUGUGUGUCCAUCGGUGAUGUGGUGUUCAUGUGGUAGAAUCCUGUCCAGGAACCGGAAGCAGAGGUGGGGUGUCUGGGGCAGUAAUGUGGCAUUUUCUGCACACUACCCGGGGUCCAGACAAGGCCAGAGGUCACUUCAGCACAAACUGAGGCCGAUACUGAGUCAGUUUCUAUCGUUAAGGAUGUAAACUCUCACUUUGCUAUAGUUCUGGUUAACUUGGUCGUUUUGUGUAAAUAGUACUUGAAAGUUGCCUGUAAACUGAUGAAGGACAAGAACCCCUGGGAUAUUGGUGCCUCAGCCAAUCAGUUAUUUGUUCAAUAUUUUAUUGUUUCUAAAUGCUGCAUGAUGAUUGGUGAGACAAUGGCAUUUCCAUAACAACUAACUAUUCCCUGGGGUCAGCAAUGGGAGAGGUGAGGAGAUGGUCAGAGCCAAAUCACAGACUGCGGCCAGGAGGGAUAUUCACUGAGUGACUGGACACAGUCCACUGUGCAGCAGCCCCAGCAGGCACUGCCCAGUAAUAGCCACCCCUCGCUGGAGGACUGAUCAGACAUACUGAUCCUCACUGGAGGACGGGUCCCACACAUGCGCUGAGCCUCGCUGGGGGUUGGGUCCCUCACACACACUGAUCCUCAUUGGAGGAUGGUCCCAUACACACACACACACACACACACACCCUCUGACCCUCACUGGGGGACGGUCCCACACACACACUGGCCCUCACUGCGAUUGGGUCCCACACACACACUGACCCUCACUGCGGUCAGGUCCCACACACAUACUGACCCUCGUUGGGGGACAGUUCCACACACACACUGACCCUCACUACGGUCAGGUCCCACACACACACACGCUGACCCUCACUGGGGGAUGGUCACACACACACUGAUCCUCACUGGGGGGAUGGUCCCACACACACUCUGACCCUCAAUACAGUUGGGUCCCACACACACCACUACAGAUAUCUGCCUGUAGUGUUAGGUUUCCUUUAGCACUAUUGGUUUAGUGUAAGUUGAUAAAAUUUCCUUGUGUAAUCCUUAUCUGUGUAUUAAUGUUAGAGCACAACACCAGAAUUCUAGGGGCAUUAAUCAGGGGCAGGUACCGAAGAUUAUAACUCCUUUUUCUACUCCAGGGGGCACUGUUCUCCAGCUUGGGCCAGAAUCCCUGGAUAUUCUUCUCACUAGCAACACAUGGGUUAAUGGACAGUGCCUGAAAGCAGGAACCCUGGCUGAUACCCUCCUCACUGUGAUACCAGAGGUCGCUGGUCAGUGAUGGGGAGUAGGAGCCUUGGAUGAAUCCUGCUCACUGUGAACCUGGGUCACUGGUCAGUGAUGGGGAAUUCUGACUGAUCUCCUCCCCUUCCCUGGGUGAUAUGUUUGCGUUAAGAUCUCACCUGGGUCAUGUGGGCAAUGUGCACUGAACACUGGGAACCUGUGGCAAGUGACGAUGGUUGUUCUCUGCUUUGUGAGCACAGAAGCAGGUGGUGCGGUAUGAUACUGUGCUGUGCAAGAACAUGGUAUCACACACGGAAAUGAUUUCCUCAGCCCCGUGUCGAGUGUCGUGGUGAGAGCUACUUGUGGCCACUCCACUGGGCAGAUCACUCCACUGGCAAACCACUGCUGAGUCUGGGAGAGUCAUAGAAAACUACAGUGCAGAAACAUGCCCUUCAUCCCAUGAAGCCCAAGCCAAACUGCGAAUCCAAAUGUAUCUUAAAAAUCAAACCCGCAUCUACCACUCGUGCUGGCAGUUCGCUUCACACUCUGAGUGAAGAAGUUCCCCAUGUUCCCCUUGAAUAUUUCGCCUUUCACCCUUAACCCAUGACCUCUAGUUAUUAGUCUCACCAAACCUCACUGGAAAAAGCUUGCUUGCGUUUACCCAAUCUAUACCCUUCAUAAUUUUGUACACUUCUAUCAAAUUUCCCUCAUUUUUCUACGCCCCAAGGAAUAAAACAUUAACCUCUGCAACCUUUCCCUGUAACUCCGGUCCACAAGCACCACGAAUUUUCUCUGCACUCUUUCAAAUGAUAUCUUUCCUGUAAGUAGGUGACCAGAAUUCUAAUGCACUCUUUCAAGUUCAUUGAUAUCUUAAUGAUAUAACAACUCCCCAGAAUUCCCACCCGACCCCAAUGGAGACAAGUGGAGGAAGCUCUAACCCCCAGUGGGGGUGGGGGUGGGCCUAAUGCCAGUGGAGGCAAGGUUAUCAAUCCUGUGGAAGAAUGAUGAAGUGCACAGGUUUACUUGGCGAAUGGUUCAACAGGAAGCAGAAGAUUCAAUGGCAAUAUUUAUUUUUACACUCUGUAAUAUAAGAGCUGUGUUUUGUAUUCUGAUGUAAUAGACAUGCAUGACUCUGUAAUGGAGAUGGCGGCUGCACAGGGGCCAGUUCCAAGGACCCGGCCUUUGGUCAGUCCCUACACUGGCUCUGGUCAGCUGUUAUAAGCAGAAUUUUCAUUAAA
This is a messenger RNA of Mobula hypostoma (lesser devil ray), 14610 nucleotides long. Its product is annotated as protocadherin-16-like. NCBI's taxonomy places the organism in Eukaryota, Metazoa, Chordata, Chondrichthyes, Myliobatiformes, Myliobatidae. Gene Ontology annotation, molecular function: cadherin binding; calcium ion binding. Gene Ontology annotation, cellular component: plasma membrane; catenin complex. Bases 268 to 9981 code for a protein of 3237 amino acids. The transcript has 21 exons. The record is from RefSeq and is a predicted model, not a curated record. Gene Ontology annotation, biological process: homophilic cell-cell adhesion.